AUGUCUGAGCAUUCGUCAUCUAUGGAAUGGCGACUUGAGGCAUUCGAAAUAAGACCAUCUUUAUGGAGACUAGUUGAAGAAUUUGUCCCUGAAACUGAACGAUUAGAGAUAAAAGAAGCUUUGGGAGAAGAUUUAGUGGAAGAAACUUUGGAUUUGCAAAAGGAGGUUGGUUAACUUUUUGUCUAUAGCUAAUCUUGCUUACAAUGAAUGUACAACUUGUUACACAAAACUACAAAAAUUUUCCUUGAAUAAUGUAGCUUAUUAAACAAUUGUUGUUAUUUACACAAAAUAGCAAAGUGACUCUCAAGCGUUUCCUCACACAGGCAUCAACACUGCUUGAAAUUUGGCAAGAUUACCGAGAAGAGACAGAAAAAGAAGCAAGAGGUAUAAAAUAAUAUCUAGUAAGUAAUGGUAAUUAACAGAACUGAGUGGAGUCCAAUUCGGUCUGUAGUCAUAUGAGUGAUUAACAAAAUCAGACGACCGCGUGGUGGGAGUCCGAUUUGUUUAAUGACGAGUAUGAUUACAGACUGAAUUGGAUGACACAAAGUUCUGUUACCAAUUAAUCAUAACUUUAACAAAAUUUAUGAUAUAUAAGGCCCUUUUUUGAAUCAAGACAGAAGAAAUUCCAGUUUUUUUUUUUACUAGUAGUGAAAAAAAGCCAUUUAAGCGCACGCGUGAUGGUGCGUACUGUCCAAUUACUUAGGCAUGACGCAUACUGUCCUAUUAAAUUGUCCAAAAAAAAAAAAUCAGGGCAGUUGAUGGCCAAUCUGAUUUGAGAAUUUUGUUACAGUUAUGAUUAAUAUCCAAAUUUGAAUUAUCUAUGGUAGAAUAGUGCAGGGCGCAAAUGAUGCCAGAGUGAUUAAUUUGCAAUGUUUGUAAGACUUUUGUCAUUUUGUUCAUUAGACAAACUUGACAUUUAAAUGGUAAAACUUGAAAGUCGGACAAAAGUGAGGAAUUGCUGAUGUUAUUUGUUUGUCUGAGUUUCAGGUCUGUAAAAAGUAACUGUGGGCAUGGUGCAGUGCUAUCCCCUCAAGUUAUCCUUAAAUGAAUGCUAUUAUAUAACCUGCCAACUGGUAUGCAUUGUGCUUGAGUUUCAUGCCUGUGGACUAAAGACAAUAUUCUCAUCCAUCAAGGACAAUAAUUUGUCAUUUUUGACUCACAAAUCCGGAUGUUUUUUUUAGCCAUAAGUACAGUGUACCAACAAAAAUUCAUUUCCAAUUUCCUGAAAAUGUUCCAAAAAAGUGCUUUAUAAAUUAUUGGCUUUGUGUCCUAAAUGUAUCACAAAAGCAAAAUUGUCAUCUUUAAAUAGCUUCGAAAUGCUCACAUCUACAGACAUUUUCGGCAAAGUUUGGAAGUCUUUGGAAAAUUAUUGGAAAUAUUCGGAAGUAGCUGGGACGUUUUUGGAAAUUCUAGUUAUGAUGAUGAAAAUUUCGUGCAUUUGACUUGGAAAAAGUUGGCUGGUAUACCUUUACUACCUUUCACCUGAUUUAUGAAAUUUUAUAUUACAUGUAUGUUGUUUUUAACAGAGCAAGCUCUAAAAAAGCAUUUGAGCAGACUUCCCGAACCUCCAAUGAUAAGAGAUAAUCUCAAAAAAGAAAUCAAAAUGUUUGUUGAAAUGUUGCAGCAAAGAGCAAAGGAGGAAGGAAGGUAUGAGUUUUACAAAUUGUGACUAUAGUACAGGGUGCAAAGAAAAUCAUUUUUACAGCUUGCCAUUCAGGCAAGCUGAAGCUAGCAUUUACUAGCCCAGACAUCAUUUCAACUAGCCCCAAAAGCUCUUUGACAAGCAGAAUAAUUCUGAUUUCACAGUUCUUCUGUUAUUCGAAUUCUUCAAAAAACGUCACUUGCCCAUCAGGCAAGUUAAAAACAUAAUUUACUGGCCCGAUGGUAAAAUCAACUAGCCCCAGGCUAUUGGACACUACUUUCUUUGCACGCUGAUAGUAUGUUACAAGAGAUAUUUCAUCUGACCUUUUAAUACAGAUCAGAAAAAAAUGUCAUGUGAAUCUGAAUUACAGUGCAGUUUGUGUGGCAAAAGACUGCAAAGGGGGAGGGUGCUCUCAGUUUAUGGGGAGGUAUGAGACUGAGCUUUGUAUAUUAAAGUAAAAGUCCUGUGGACAAGAGAAUGAUGUCUGAGGAAAGACUGCAGAAAUUCCAUACUGAUGACAUGUCGCUAAACAGACCUACAGGGUCUACAGUGUAGGUAGUGCUUCUGAUUCAAAGUGGAAAGUUUCCCUUGAGGCACGACUGAUCAAAAGCACUAAAAAGAUAUGACUGCAAUUACAUAUCAUCAGUAAGGAAUCUCUGUGCUUGUUUCUCUGACAUAUUAUUUCGUGGGGAAAACAGUCAAUCAAUCAGUCAAUCAAUACCUUCAUUUAAGUGUCAAUCUAACAUAGCAGUAGAGGAACCACUAGAUGGGGAGACUAUAAUUAAAAUAAGCAACUAUUGUGGCAACUAAAAUCGAAUUGAUAAAACUAUUUUGACUAGAGACCAAGUGUAAAAUUUAUAAGAUUAUAACAUGUGUAUAAUAUUAUUGCUGAAUUAAAAAAAAAACUAUUCACAAGUGUAUACGAGCUUAGUGAAAAUAGUAGUGUGUUCAUUCUACACUACAUAGAGUGCAAUCUGAGCUCUGAGGAUUGUGCUGGCCUUGCAAAAUGUCAGCUGUUCUCUCAGUUAACUUGAAGGGGAAGCCAAAUAAUUGCCUGGAACUAACCCUAAAGUAUCCUGUGCUGAUAUUUCAAAGAGUAGAAAUACUCAGGUCAAGCUAUUAGGACAUUGCUAGACACAUCACAGAUUGUCCAACCUGAUCUCAUCAGGAUUCUUGCAAUUGUGCUUGAUAAUUCCAAAUCCCAAUCAAUAUGUGAUUGCCAUAUAGUGACCCUGGUGUCUUGUCAUUGUUUUGAUUAUAGCUUGGAAAGAUUGUUUUUUAUAAUAUACUAUAAACUGCCAUUAUCGUCUUAAACUGUACAUUUAUUUUUGUAUAUGUUCAGUCUUUGUAAGUGUGAAAGUUUCUUUGUCUAAUUAUUAUUGUCUUGUUUUCUUUAGAAAUGCAUCCUCCAUUUUGAGCAAAGAAGAAUCCAAUAUAGUGGAAUAUGUUUUCGACAAUAAAGGUCAGUGCAGGUGUAUUAUAGAAUAAUGCAAUUUACAGAGCAAAAUAGAAAUCUAUUUGCAAUGUGUUUCGUCGUAAACCCAUAAUGAAAAAUGGCAGAAAAUUGAAAUUUUUCAUGCCCUAAUGCCUCUGCCAUGGCACUUGGCUAUUUACAUGUAGUGGAGUUUACAUGUACAUUAUGCAACAAUAUUAGUACUUAAUAUAUUAUUACGCCAUACAAUGCGAGUUAGCGUUGGUGAAUUACUAGAAGUGAGUUUCAGGAUCUUGGAUUUUCAACCUCUAGCUGGCCAGCAAGAUUAUGAAUUGCCAAUACUUAACAGGCAGGAUCUUACAUUGCAGCUUUUCAAUGUCUUGCCAGCAAGAUCUUGGAUUUUUUAACAUACUGCAGACAAGAUCUUAAUCUUGCAACACCUUACUUUCAAGAUCGCAAAUUUUCAGGAUCUUGCUGGCAGUAUCUUGAAUUUUUAAGAUUGUGUACUCUCUGUUUGAAAACUCACUGCUGUCAGUUAAACCCACAAAGGAGAACUUGCCAUUGUGGUGGUCUAUUUUUGAGAAGGCACAGUUCCACUUUAAUUAAUGUUUCCUUUUUAUAAGCACUGGUGUUAGAUACUAAUUAAUCCAUUUGGGCACCAUCAUGUAUUUGACUCUAUUCUGGAAUAAGAACAAAUGUAAUAAAAUCCAGAAAUUACUUGUUCUCAUUUUCACUACAUUGUACUAUCUUGAUAUCUUGUUUAAGUAGAGUAUUUCAAUACUGUAAAAAUACUGUACUUCAUUGAGAAAUUUCUUUUCCCAAUUAGCAAGCCGCCCCUCCAGCUCUUCCAGCCGACCAUCCACUGCACAUUCAUCAAGAGAUGGGCGUCAAACCCCCAUGCGAGCCACACCCAGUAGUGAUGGUAGUAGGUGAGUAUAAACUUAGUACAGCUGCUGAGCGAUUAUAUGCUGUGUGUCUCCAAAGCUCUUUGCUCUUCAAAGACAUAUCUGUUAACUUGGUCUUAAAAAUCUCUAUUUGGGUGAUCUAAAAGACCUUUUGUACAGCAGUGAUUUUGUUACAAAUAGUUGUGGUGAGUCCUUGGACUCAUCUUGUGAAAAAUCACGAGUCGUAGUCCAGAACCAAUGAGUCCCAGUUAAGAAAAAAACUGGUCCGAAAUUGAAAAUACCUGGGCCUUUAUGUAACCAGACAGUUAACCUGAAGACAGACUCCAAAACUCUGUAUUACACUUCUGGUAGUCCUUCUGUUUUAAAGCACAACAAAGGCUGAAAGAAAUAUGCAUCGUUAAACAACAGCCAUAAUAACUGCCACAGAAAUUACAUGAACGGGCGGGAUAUUUCUACAAAUAGACAUGUUGAGAUCGAUCGAAUUGUUAGCAUGAUUCCGGAAUCCUUGAGCUGUAUUCUGGAUUCCAAAACCCACGAUUCCGGAUUCCACCAGAAAAAUUUUUCCGGAUUCUUGACUCCACAAACAAAACCUCCCGAAUUCUGGAAUCUGGUGUCCCUUACAUGGGGUGAAUAAGUCCUGGGCCAAUUUGAAGUUAUUAAUGAGGCUGGCUGAUCUGCAUUUGUUUCAGGUGUACUUCUUCUCUUAGUGAUCAUUUGGAAUCCAUGAAUGACAAACUUAACGCGCUUGAAAUUGAUAGAAUUACUGAUUAUUUAAGGUAGGGAAUUAUGUUGUUGUACAAACUCCAUCCAUGUACAGGAAACCGGUCGUUUCGCCUACAAGUCGAAUCGACCUGAGUGUGAAGAAAGAUCGGUUGUUGACACGCCUGAACUAGGUAACAGGUAAAAUUAAACUUGUUUUAGUUUAAUACUUAUCGAACUUCAAGCGCAACUGUGUUGGCGAAACGACUUUGAUCGUGUAGGCGAAUCGACCCGAGUGUAGGCGAAACGACUUGUAGGCGAAACGCCGACAUUCCAUGCACAGUGUACCAAGGAGAGCAAGGGUGGCGCAGUGGUGAGAGCACUCGCCUCCCACCAAUGUGGCCCGGGUUCAAAUCCCGGCGUUGACGCCAUAUGUGGGUCGAGUUUGUUGUUGGUUCUCUCCCUUGCUCCGAGAGGUUUUUCUCCGGGUGCUCCGGUUUUCCCCUCUCCUCAAAAACCAACAUUUCCAAAUGCCAAUUCGACCAGGAAUCAGGUAGACGAAGAACCACUAUGUGGAUGUGCUACCUGCAAAUCGUUAUUUAUUUUAUUUAUUUAUUUAUUUUAUUCAAAGAAUGAUAGUCUACACUGUAGUAGAUGUACGUUUAAACCACUGACUUGAACACUCGAAAAAUGGAAAAUUAAAAAUCCCACUAUUGUGUAUAAUCUUUAACGAGCUCUUCAUUUAAUGUAUUUUGACCAUCGCAGAUGUAACUUCCUGAAUUUUAUAAUCGUUAAAUUAAGAUAAGUUACAGACCUUUAUAUUGUUACUUGAAUUUUGCAGGCAGCUGUUAGUAGAAGAAAAAGAAGGGCUUGUCGGAGACAUUGCUUUUUUACAGGUAAAGAUGGGUCUUUUGGUCGUUGUUUGUCAUGUCAUAAUGUACAUACAUGUUAGCCUUUAGAACAGGCGUUAUCUCAUUUUUGCCUUUUUAUUCCCUUCCCCCGUUGCCCGUUGCGCUCCUCACUCGCUUCGCGCUUGCCUAAAAAAACGACAAACCGUCUUUUCUACAGGCAUAUUGUCUAUCCUUUCCUUAUGCAGAAUGUUGUGGCAGUCUGUUUGGCAUUAAAUAUAUGAUUUCACGAGAUUUGAUCUAACCGGCAUUCCUACGACUGUUACGGUAUCUUUAAAUCUUAAAGAAACAACAACAACAACAACACAGCAUUUCUUCUUUUUUAGGACUGCUUGAUGGAAGAAUCAGAUUACAGAGGAAGUAUCACAUCAUCUCCUGACCCAGAACCGACUCUAAGAGGUGCAACCUUAUACUUUAAGACGUUAAUAGUUGCCUGACAUUCGCGCGCGAAAACAUUUUUACUUAAAAACCAACGUUCUGAUUUCAUGUUUUGGCUUUGCUUUUAUCACCAGCAUUCAAAUUUUAUAUUAUUCUUGUUAUCCCGAAAGAAAAGCGUUAACAAACCGUACCCGCCAUAUCAUAUCAUGGUCGAGUGCGGGUUAUGUAACAGGGGCACCCAACGGCAAUUUUCGGGAAAAUAUCUGUUCGGAAGACGAUUUGAGAUCUAGAAUUUUCAGAGCAUUUUUUGUAAAAUUUCUUGCUUGCCUGCCUCUCCUAGGAUUUUCGAACAUAUACAAAAUGGUAUAAUUACCCAUUUUUAACGUAUUUUGACCCUAAAAAAGGCCACCUAGAAUUUUCGGGAGCCUUUUCCUGGCUGAAAUUUUCGAGAAGGUAAGUUUUUAUCCCUAAAUUUUCGGAUCACUAGACUUUCAGCUAGGAAAUCCGAACAGAUGAAAAGUUUUUAGGGGAUAAAAAUAUGCCUAUAUCUAACGUUUGAAUACUAAAUUACGUUCAACAAUGCUAUGUUAAGUGGUUUUGAACUAUAUUCUCGUUGGGUGCCCCUGAUGUAAUUGUGUUGCUUGUUCGAUUUUUUUUUUGCAGAUUUACGUGAUUUAGGAACUAAGCUCGAAAAAGAACUUUUACAUAACGAAGCAGGUGUAAUAACGUAAGUAUAUGGGUAAUGAGGAAAACAUCUGAUCUUUUGGGUUUUGGUCAAGUCGUUGUUCUUUUACAAUCAUUUCUCAAGCAUCUUACCACUGUUGCGGCUUAAAAAAGAUCCUACCAUCCAUCCCUUCCCCUUUCCCGCCUACUUAGCAAAUUCUUACCCGUUGUCUCUGUGUUCGUAUCACAGGCAACACAAGCGAAAACUCUCGGAAUCCAGAAGACAGUUUUCUUUGGAACGGAAGCCUUCUUUGACUAGACGAGUAUCCGCCGGGUCCGAAUCUCAUGUCGUUCCCAGACCUCCUCUGACCCCGCAUGACCGUCAUGUUCAUACUGUGGUAGCUAAUCGCACGCUCACAAGUAAACACGCUGAUGCGAACGUUCUUUCCCGGGGACAAUUCUCUCCUUCGCCGCCUUCGUCUGCCAAUCAAAUUAGAAUGACACCAUCUCCACCCAGUUCGGCUAAAACCGGUCGGCCAAACUCAGCUGCACGGUUUCGGAAAAUGGUCGUAGAAUGUCGGGAUAGCGGACGCUAGGCGAGAUAUACUGGUAUCCUCGACAGUAAAAGUCAUCCAGAGACGCGUGAGCUGUCUUUGUGUCGCAUUCCAGGUUUCCACAGAAGUCUGUAAAACCCUUGGAAACGAUCCUCAAGUUUGCUCCGAAAAUAACCGCAGUCCGUGAAUAUAUCUGUUCUGUCUACAUUUCUUAACACUGACAGUAACAUGAUCCCGCAUUAUUUUUAACCUGAGAAAACGGCCGACUUGUUGCGACUCCACCACUGGUUUUUCCGCGAAAUAAAAUUUGUGGAACGAGCGCAGAAAUUCCAUACUGAUGACGCGUCACUACCCAGAUCCCGGCGCGGGG
Porites evermanni is the source of this 7551-nucleotide messenger RNA. Lineage: Eukaryota; Metazoa; Cnidaria; Anthozoa; Scleractinia; Poritidae. The record is from the annotation of a GenBank genome assembly.